This is a messenger RNA of Schizophyllum commune H4-8, 1128 nucleotides long. RefSeq lists its product as uncharacterized. The record is from RefSeq and is a predicted model, not a curated record. The transcript is spliced from 7 exons. Gene Ontology annotation, molecular function: protein binding. The coding region runs from base 1 to 1128 and encodes 375 amino acids. Lineage: Eukaryota; Fungi; Basidiomycota; Agaricomycetes; Agaricales; Schizophyllaceae.
AUGAUGAGCGCCCCUCUGCAGCGACUUUGCAAUAUCCUAGGCGGGAACACGAGUCGGCGGGUAGCGACGAUGACUCCUUCCGACGCGCAGAAGGAUCUGAGCGUCGCCGGAAGCCCACGCAGGCCUGGAACGGACGUCGCUGAGAAGGAGAUAGAUGUCGCUUCCCGCCUGCCUCGGCUCGCAAAGUCUGCUAUGCUUAUGGGCGAGAAUACGACGGUGCUUGAUCCGGAGGUGCUGCAUAUGGUCAUGCAGAGCUGCAGCCCGCACGACCUCGCCGUGCUGCGCCGCGUCUGCCGCGCGUUCAAGCUGCACAUCGACGAGCGGCCCGCGCUUUGGCGGCCUGCGAGGAAGGUCAUCUGCGAUGCUCCUGCGCCAAGUGCGCUUCCUCCCUUGAAGGGAUUUGUACGGCAGGCCGCCGAUGCGGAUGAGAUUCAGGAGGGGCUGACGGAGGCGGAGUGGGCGCUGCAUCUGUUCACGGGCGCGCUCGAAACCAAGCGGGGUUAUCAGGCGGUCCCAAUGCUUUGGCUCGUGGACUACAAGCGCGAGUGGACGAAGUCGCAUAACAAGAACAUGGAGAUCAUCGGCGAGUUCAUCCGCGAGAAGGAGCGGCUCGGCGUCGAUGCGAAGAAGAGGCGCGUGCGGGAGUUCCUGCGCACGCCCGUGUGCGUCGGCCUGCUCCAGGCGUUCCGCCGCGACCUGGAGGAUAUUGAUUAUGCGACCCUGGCGCGCGCCUACCCCGAGAUUGUAGACCAGGCCGCGCGAGCGAAGUCGGGCGACCUCUCGAUGCUCCCUCGUGGCUACCGCCUCCACUCGCGCGAUAAUAUUGUGUGCCCGACGUGUCACCCUCCGGUCAAACGGGCGUAUACCUUGGACGCAAAGCUGAAGAAGAUCGUCUAUCUCGAGAAAGGCGAGCCAAUGGUCAACUGGAAGGAGCCGAAGAAGUACAUGAUAGGUGAUGGGAUUCAGAAUCAUUAUACUGCUAAGCACCCCAAUGUCAAGCCGCCGCUCCUUCGAGUCACCUUUGCAUGCAGCGCUUGCCCGACAACCGCGAAACCCAGGCUUUAUUGCAAUCAAGGCAUGAUUGCGCAUCACCAUAAUGCACAUGGUCCCAUCAACCCUGCCUGGUGA